GAAGAUUGCUGGAAAGGGGACCAAGCCCCCGGCCAAGAAGCCGAAGACCACCGCCCCUACCAAACAACCGAUCACCGAUGUGGUGGUGAUUGUGGACGAAGGGCACGCUUCUGCCUCCACCCCCCAGGAACAAAUCAAUCAGGAGUUCUUUGGGCGGGAGAGGUUGGAGGCGUUAGUACCGAAGGGGGCCUCCGUGUUGGAGGGCAGUUUGAACCCUUCGGCUCUGAUGAGCCAGAUGCUGCCGUCGGCCGACCGACUGGCCCUUGCCCGGCUGGACGAGGGAUCCCUCGAGGCGAAGGUCCUCCUGAAUGCUGCCUCCACUUUUAUGGGCCUCUGCGAGCACCUCCGAAGGGUGGAUCAAAUGAGGGAGGCCAAGG
Molecule: messenger RNA, 377 nt
Organism: Cuscuta europaea
Lineage: Eukaryota; Viridiplantae; Streptophyta; Magnoliopsida; Solanales; Convolvulaceae
Source: the annotation of a GenBank genome assembly